Molecule: messenger RNA, 894 nt
Organism: Striga asiatica
Lineage: Eukaryota; Viridiplantae; Streptophyta; Magnoliopsida; Lamiales; Orobanchaceae
Source: the annotation of a GenBank genome assembly
AUGUAUUCCAAAAGCAGGGUUGAAAUGAAAGGAGCUCAGCGGUUCCAAUCAAACGAGGAAAGAGUUCCAAAAGCUGGGGUUGUUUCAGAGAAGUCCCUUUCCCGCGAGUGCUUGUCUAGUGAAUUCCGUGAGGGGUCGAUUCUGACAGGGGCUGAGAAAGGGAUCCAACUUACCAGAUUGGGAAAUGAAACCAGAGCCGGGUUGCGGAGUCUAGGUCUGGAGCUGGGCCUGUCAGCUGGUAAAGCGAAAACUGGAUCUCUACUGCCCAUCUCUCUUUAUACCGACCCGGUGGCCGAAGCACCUCGUGCAGGGGGAUGCGUGCCUCCUGGGACCUCCGAUCCCGCAGCCAAUUCCGCUCCUGCUGCUGACGAGCUUACCACCGCCAUCUUUGAUCUGAGGCAUACCGCCUCCCUUGCUCUGUCAUAUGAAAGCUCUGAUCGAUCUCGGGCAUCUGCUUCCCUCGCUGAGCUCAAAAUAAAAACCUGUACAGCAAGACGAGCGCAAACAGGGCCUCGAAGUGGACGAGUUCCAGGAUUCCCGUCAGAUAUCUAUCACCCGGCCAUGGCAAGAGACUUCCACGUAUCCCCCGGCUCUUUACCAUUUGGCUUAGCGUAUAAAGUCAGUCAGUCCGGGCAGAGCCCAUUGUCAAAUGUUGCAGUUUCCUUGUUGCCAGUAGUCGUAGGCGCUAUGAUAAUUGCCCUCUUCCAUUCAACAGAAGCGGAAUGCCAAGAUCUUAAGCACAGCACUUCAGAUAGUGGCAGCAAAACUCCCCUUUCGGAUCUCAUUCUACAGAAAAUUGGAAUCAUCUUUUCGUCUAUAGUGGGAUUGCAGGAAGAAUUAGAUAUAUAUAGGGACUUUUCAAGUUUUUCAUCAAUAUCCAAGCUGGAAUCAUAG